AUGGAAUGGGAAAUGAACUUCGACGAAUUGGAAAGAAAACACUGUCAACUGAAAAGCUCCGGUUCGGGACUUGCCGCGCAGCGCACCGACCCAGCCCGCCACCGCCUGCCCCGCUCGUUCCGCGCCACGGACGCGUUCACAAAUUGUCGCGCGUGGCAGCCACCGAGGGAAAGGCGACGCGCGCGCGCGCCGGUGAUGGCAGCGGUUGCAAGGCAUCUGAGUACACGCAAGGAUCCUUCCGUGACGAUAGGGAGCUCAUCGCCGUAUGCGCACCGUCACCAACUACUUCCUGGUGAACCUGUCGCUCUCCGACUUACUGAUGGCGCUUCUCAACUGCGUCUUCAACUUCGUCUUCAUGCUGAAUUCGGACUGGCCGUUCGGGCCCGUGUACUGCUCCAUCAACAACUUCGUGGCCAACGUGACAGUGGCCGCCAGCGUCUUCACCCUCGUUGCCAUCUCGCUCGACAGGUGGUUCGCAUGUUCAUACUGGUGGUGUCGAUAUUCGCUCUGUGCUGGCUUCCGUACCACGGAUACUUCAUCUACGCUUAUCACAAUCAAGCAAUCUCCACCAGCAGUUACGUGCAGCACCUGUACCUCGCCUUCUACUGGCUGGCUAUGGCCAACGCUAUGGUUUCAUCGCCCAGACGUGAUUGAGCCUGGCGAGCCUUUCAAGCCUCCAAUUGGCAUCCUCUCUGAAGAUGGCUGUGCACGUCAACGAAGAUACUUUGAACAAAAGCCUUUGUGGAGUUAUUGUCACAGGCUGAUGUAUUUUAUCUCAGUAGAAACCUCGAAACAAUAUUAUGAUGGACUUCAUUUAACGAUUAGCAUUUAGAUGCAUUGAAGGUUAAUAAAAAAGCGCAUGCGACAAUAAUCGCGUGACAGCAGACGAAUGCCCAGAAUGUGUGUUCUGUCCUCUCCAGAAUUUAAAAAAAUCUAUAUUUCUUUUUCUGGCUGGUUAUCAUUACGAGUUAUACUCGACAUAAGUAUGUACUAUACUCUUUUCAAGUCACUGUUAACGGUCAACUGAUUAAAAUAAAAAUAGCAAUUUUGAUAU
Molecule: messenger RNA, 1054 nt
Organism: Gryllus bimaculatus (two-spotted cricket)
Lineage: Eukaryota; Metazoa; Arthropoda; Insecta; Orthoptera; Gryllidae
Source: the annotation of a GenBank genome assembly